Molecule: messenger RNA, 2710 nt
Organism: Syngnathus acus (greater pipefish)
Lineage: Eukaryota; Metazoa; Chordata; Actinopteri; Syngnathiformes; Syngnathidae
Gene: sars2
Product: seryl-tRNA synthetase 2, mitochondrial
Exons: 16
Coding region: 32-1594 (520 amino acids)
Biological process (GO): mitochondrial seryl-tRNA aminoacylation
Cellular component (GO): mitochondrion
Molecular function (GO): serine-tRNA ligase activity; ATP binding; tRNA binding
Source: RefSeq, a predicted model, not a curated record
CCAUGAAUGCACCAGCCGUCUUAAAUCCAACAUGGCGACUUACUUGGUCGCCUGUUCCUCUACUAGAAGCUUUGCAAAGUUGGUAUUGUCGCCUGUAGUGCGACAUUUCUCAACGCAAAGGGUGUGUUUUAUAGUCCCCCGUCGCUUUUCUCAUCGCAGCAGCUUGUAUGAGCAUGUUCGUGAGGGGUAUAGCGACAAGCCUCAGUUGGACAUGAGAGCGGUGUGUGAGCAGACCGACAAAGUCAUAGCUAAUGUAGAGAGCAGGAAAGGCGAGCUGCGCGGGGAAGAUGUCAAGGAAAUUGUGCGUGUGUGGCAGCAGCUCCAGGCAGUGCGAAGGGAAAUUGCUGAGCUGGAACAGCAGAAGCAGCUUAUUAGUGGAACUGUCAGAGCUUUAGUGGCAAAACACAGAAAGAAAGCCCUCGCCAAUCUUUCAGAGUACAACCAGGCACUGCUACGAGGUCGAGAGGUCCGUAAAAGACUCAACGAUCUCUAUCCCAAAGAGACUCAGCUGGAUCAGGAACACUAUAGCCGAGCACUCCGUCUACCCAACACCACACACCCUGAUGUUCCGAUUGGAGAUGAGAGCCAAGCAAAGGUAGUGGAGCUGGUUGGGCAGAAACCUGAAUUUGACUUCGAGCCCAGAGGCCAUGUCGAACUGGGGGAGCAGUUGGGUGGCCUCAUCAGGCAGAGGCAUCUCGCUCAUGUCUCGGGUCACAGAUCUUAUUAUCUGAGGGGGGCAGGGGCCAGACUUCAGAUUGCACUCCAAAACUUUGCUCUCGACACACUGCAACGCCGUGGCUUCAUUCCCAUGGUUGUACCUGACAUGCUGAAGGGUGCAGUGUUUGAGGGAUGUGGCAUGCAGCCCAACGCCCAUCGCUCUCAGGUCUACUCACUGGACCCGACUCGUUUCCCAGACCUAAACCUGGCUGGGACCGGAGAAGUCGGCGUGGCAGGUUAUUUCAUGGAUCACGCAGUUAAUUUGAAAGAUGUGCCUGUCAGGACGGUGUGUAGCAGUACAUGUUACAGAGCAGAGACAGACACAGGGAGAGAGACCUGGGGCCUCUUCAGAGUUCAUCACUUCAAUAAGGUAGAAAUGUUUGGCGUGACGGCAAAUGAGACUGGGCAGGAGAGCACUGAGCUCCUCGAGGAGUUUGUCUCCUUGCAAAAAGAGAUAUUUUCUGCUCUGGAGCUACACUACAGAGUGUUAGACAUGCCAACACAGGAGUUGGGUCCUCCAGCAUACAGAAAGUAUGACAUUGAAGCGUGGAUGCCCGGAAGGAACAGUUAUGGCGAGAUUUCUAGUGGGUCAAACUGUACUGACUAUCAGAGCAGACGCCUCAACAUCCUCUAUGAGAGAGACGACGGCAGCUUGCAGUACGCCCACACAGUGAAUGCCACUGCAUGUGCCAUCCCCAGAACUAUCAUUGCCAUUCUGGAGACUCACCAAACCAAAGAAGGAUCAGUGCACGUCCCCAGAGCCUUGCAACCAUAUAUGGGUCUUGAAAUAAUUGAGAAGCCAAAGUGCACUCCUCUGAAAUACAUUGGUCCCAACCAGCCCAGCCGCCGACCCAGGCCUUCUCCCACAAUUACGUGACACCGCUGUUGCAAAUAAUGUAUGCAGUCACAUUACAAUUCAUCUAAGUCAUUUUUAAAACCUAUAUAUUUAAUUUUUUUACAGCAUUCCAUGACCUCGCUUUUGGUUCGCUUUUCUGUGACCUGUGCUUCCUGCAUGGAUUGUAUAGCCAGACUCAUUGUCACUAUACAAUACAUAAUAUAGUUAAUCAAUCAUGAUGCCACUCAGUCUGUGUUUGCCAUGGUACCUUCCAGGACGGCAUCAUGCUGCUUAGUUUUUUAUUUUCACACUUAUUAUGAUGAAUGUUUUACAUUUACUGUAUUCGGUGGUGGGUCGUGCAUUUGGUACACGAGUCUUCAGUGGCCUCUUAAUGGAACUGACAUAAUGCACCUUCACUACCACUAUCAUGUUUAACUUAUAGAUACUAUUAGUCGGGUACGGAAAGGCAAACUGGCAGCACACAACUGUCAUGUUCAUUAUCUGAAGCAGUUCAAAAUCAACUUUUAAUAUGCCAUAAAACGUUUAAGAAAACCUACUCACCAGAGAUGUUGAUUUUUUUUCAUUCUCUUGUAAUGUCUGCCGCUGUAGCAAGUUUUGCGCUUACCAACCAAUGACCAAAAAUUGCUGACAUCAAUACUGAGCGUGAGAAUGAUCUUGAAUGCAAUUGCUUAAAGACAUUCUGUACUUCCCGUUAUUAAUAUUUAUUUGACAGUAGUCAAUAGAACUGAUUCUGAAGGCCCAAAGGUGGUUAAAUUGACAUUGGAACAUAGCAGCUCAAAUCUGAUUGGAGGGAAAAAAAUCUAAUGUAUAUCUAAUGAGAACAGAGCAGUGCAGCCAAGAAAAGUUAUGAAAUGAUAAUACAUUUGGAAAAAUAUUAAUGCAAUCUUGUGGUGCAAAUAUUAGAGUAGGUUGUAAAUGUAGGUCACAUUUAUUAUUCAGGCCAGCAGAGAACUAACUACGUCUUGGCUUGUGUAUUGUGUUCGUGAACAAGGUGCUGUAAUAGCAGUAAUACAUCACAAAGGUAUUGGGCGAUUGUUGCUGUCUGCCUGUAGGGGGCGCUUUAGAGCUCAACACGGCAUUGUAAAUACUGUACUGGAUUUACAUCUCGAUGCAAUAAAUCAAAACAUGAGAAAAAUA